This is a messenger RNA of Acinonyx jubatus (cheetah), 678 nucleotides long. It is a transcript of the gene RSL24D1, whose product is annotated as ribosomal L24 domain containing 1. Gene Ontology annotation, biological process: translation; ribosomal large subunit biogenesis. The transcript has 6 exons. The coding region runs from base 74 to 565 and encodes 163 amino acids. Gene Ontology annotation, molecular function: structural constituent of ribosome. Lineage: Eukaryota; Metazoa; Chordata; Mammalia; Carnivora; Felidae. The record is from RefSeq and is a predicted model, not a curated record. Gene Ontology annotation, cellular component: nucleolus; ribosome.
ACUUCCUGUGACGGGCUGCGUCACUUCCGCUCGUGUUCGGCGUUUCGUCUGUGAGAGCUCACGCGGUUUCAACAUGCGUAUUGAGAAGUGUUAUUUCUGUUCGGGGCCCAUUUACCCCGGCCACGGCAUGAUGUUUGUCCGCAACGAUUGCAAGGUGUUCAGAUUCUGUAAAUCCAAGUGUCAUAAAAACUUUAAAAAGAAGCGCAAUCCUCGCAAGGUCAGGUGGACUAAAGCAUUCCGUAAAGCAGCUGGUAAAGAGCUUACAGUGGAUAAUUCAUUUGAAUUUGAAAAACGUAGAAAUGAACCUGUUAAAUACCAGCGAGAGCUAUGGAAUAAAACUAUUGAUGCAAUGAAGAGAGUUGAAGAGAUCAAACAGAAACGCCAAGCUAAAUUUAUAAUGAACAGAUUAAAGAAAAAUAAAGAAUUACAGAAAGUUCAGGACAUCAAAGAAGUCAAGCAAAACAUUCAUCUUAUCCGGGCCCCUCUUGCCGGCAAAGGAAAGCAAUUGGAAGAAAAAAUGGUGCAGAAAUUACAACAGGAUGUGGACAUGGAAGAUAUUUCUUAAAGAUCUCACUAUUUCUAUAAGUGCAUUUGAAAAUCUCCUUAGGAGACCAAGAACUUCUAAAUGAUCUUUUAUAUUUUACAUAAGGUCACUCAAAUGAAAGGUAUUUAAAAAUA